Drosophila elegans is the source of this 863-nucleotide messenger RNA. RefSeq lists its product as uncharacterized. The transcript has 2 exons. The coding region runs from base 327 to 860 and encodes 177 amino acids. The record is from RefSeq and is a predicted model, not a curated record. Lineage: Eukaryota; Metazoa; Arthropoda; Insecta; Diptera; Drosophilidae.
UUUACAAUAAAUUGCAAUUAUGCAAAUUGUGCGAGUCGAAUGUUUUGGAGCCGUAGCUCUCCAAACGGCCAAAGAUGCCAGACAUUAAUCAUGGCCAGCAAUUAGCAAUUAUUUAUAUUGACGGGGCGUGUCAAUAUCUGGGCAAUGAUAAAUGAUUUUGGCAUUUUUUUGUGCACUAAACUCCAGCCCUGACAAAAAAUAGUCGUACUUGGUAUCGAUUUAAAUCGAUGCGAUUAAUCGUAGGUCAAGUUCAGAACUUAGUUGGCCUUGCGUUUGUAUUAUCUGGAAAAUAAAAAUAGGUUGACUCCUUUAUAAUUAAAACAAAAAUGAAAAUUAAGGCUGAUAAACUGAAGAAAGUUGACUCGUCUGCUAAAGACUCAACGAAAUCACCUGAUUUUCAAAGGAAGAUGAAGAAAAAGGCUAAACAAUUCCAAAAAGUUCGUUUGUCUGCUAAGGACCCAUCAAUUUCGCCUGACUUACAGCUUAAAAAUAAACAGAAGUCUCUUAAGAUGGCGCCCUUACUGAAGCCCGUUCGCAAUGGUAUUUCCUCAGGAUUUGGAUUCAUGUGGUAUUCGAUCAACAUGUGCCUACUGCCCAAGGUCCUUUCAAACACUUUAGAGUUUAUCCACCACCCGAAGUGGAACACCAUUUUUCUUUUGACGUCGCCGCAGAACUUUAUGAGCUAUAAAGCCCGCUUCCCGAUGACUUCUAUUGUGACGGUGGUACCUGCCUGUGGCACCCAGACGGUCACCCAGACGGUCACCCAGACGGUCACCCAGACGGGCACCCAGAUGAGAACCCUGAAGGAAAAAAAACCAAAUUGCGCAAAGAGUACGGAAAAGGCGAUUAGAAAACGAUAACUG